CACACAGAGAAGCCAUGAAGAUCUUCAUCUUCUUUGCUUUCCUGGGAGCUGCUGUUGCUUUCCCUGCUGGUGGUGAUGAUCAUGACAAGAUCAUUGGAGGCUAUGCCUGUCCAAAACAUUCCAUUCCUUACCAAGUGUCUUUGAAUGAUGGCGAUGGCCAUCAGUGUGGUGGCUCCCUCAUCAGUGACCAAUGGGUACUGUCUGCAGCUCACUGCUAUAAGGGAUGCCUUCAGGUUCGCCUCGGAGAACACAAUAUUCAUGUGCUUGAGGGUGGUGAGCAAUUCAUUGAUCCAGAAAAGAUAAUCCGCCAUCCAAAGUACAACAAGACCACUGCAGACAAUGACAUCCUGCUGAUUAAACUGAAGUCACCUGCCACCCUCAACUCUCAAGUGUCCACAAUCUCUCUGCCUACAUCCUGCCCAUCUACAGGUGCUCAGUGCCUUGUGUCUGGCUGGGGAAACACUGUGAACCUUGGAGGCAAAUACCCAGAAAUCCUUCAGUGUCUGGAAGCCCCUGUUCUUUCUGCCAGUUCGUGCAGAAAUUCCUACCCAGGCAUGAUCACCAACAACAUGUUCUGCCUCGGCUUCCUGGAGGGUGGAAAGGACUCUUGUGAUGUGAGUGUUCUUUCAGUCCUUCUCCAAAACUUGCAGUCACUCUAUUCUCUUCUGUAUGUUUUUGCUGGCUGAGAAGCCUAUACAUAUGUCUGGAAGAUUUCAUGCUGGAUUACAAA
This is a messenger RNA of Peromyscus leucopus (white-footed mouse), 730 nucleotides long. Its product is annotated as trypsin-4-like. Lineage: Eukaryota; Metazoa; Chordata; Mammalia; Rodentia; Cricetidae. Gene Ontology annotation, biological process: proteolysis. Gene Ontology annotation, molecular function: serine-type endopeptidase activity. The transcript has 4 exons. Bases 15 to 686 code for a protein of 223 amino acids. The record is from RefSeq and is a predicted model, not a curated record.